Molecule: messenger RNA, 684 nt
Organism: Echinococcus granulosus
Lineage: Eukaryota; Metazoa; Platyhelminthes; Cestoda; Cyclophyllidea; Taeniidae
Exons: 7
Coding region: 1-684 (227 amino acids)
Source: RefSeq, a predicted model, not a curated record
AUGUUUUACAACAGCCCCGAAGGGAGCCACUCGGAUAGUUUAGUCGACUUAAUUGUGCAUCAAAAAGGUGCAACAGCCUCGAUUUGUGAGAAAGGCACAGCUGGUCUUACAAGUCUCUCAGAUAUAUGUGCAAGCCUCAAACAAAAGAUUGAAGCCUUGCAACCAGUCGAAAAAUUCCUCAUGGAUGCUGUUGAAUGCUUGCCUGAAGACUACAUCUCCAAGUCUCACGAUCCGUUGCGCUCGCUGAUGCUGCGAUAUCAAUCACUAAUAGAUGCACGCAAGCAUUUAUUGAAGGAAUGGGAGGAGAAACAAAUCCGGCUUGAAGAGGAGCUUUUACAAUCGACUACGGCAUCAAGGAAUCAAAAGCAAGUGGUGAUAGAAAAGGUGGCCAACGUUCAUGAUGUGUUGGACGAGGCCGAUGGACUGCGUGACCGGAUUCAUCAUUUCGACAAGACCAUUGACCGAGAGAAGACGUGUAUUACUCUUCAGCUCAAUGAAUUCAACCUGAUGAGCCGAAGCAUUCGUAAUAUCACCGCAAAGUGUGUGAACAUGCUGAAAGACCUAGAGUACCACCAACCCUUGCCUGCUCCUCCUGAGAAAACCCGUCUUUGUGAUUGUCUACAACUCAUCGAGUAUGUGAACAGUAGCAAAGUCCUUUCCGCUAUUCCUGGGUUCGCAUUCUGA